CAACGUUUUAUCCCAAAAUAAAGAAGAGUGGUGGUGCCAACACUUAGGUGACGACUUGCUCUGCUCAUAUUUCCGCUAUGGUUUCGUUGGUAUUGUUAUCAUAGCUAUGAAUCACGGAUAGGUCCGGAUAGCUACAAGUGAUCGAAUAUAACACCCUUUUAGUUGUGCAUCACAAACCAGACUCGACCAGUAGGAUUCCUGACGGCCAACCUAGUCAACAACUCUUGCAUCUUUCCGAAUGUGGUUUAUGGAUACCUGUUUAACUAUUGACAACGUUUGAACUUCGUUAUAUGCGGUUUAUAAAAUUGUAUAUUCAAUAUUGAUUUGUCAUUUCGGAUGAUGUGUGGUUUUAGAAUGUGACAGUUCUUCUUGUUCCCUGCAAUGAAUUCAGGUAGGGAUUAUAAAACGUGUUUUGUUUAUCCAGACAGACUAUUUAAGUUAUUCGCCUCAUUAAAUGGACAUUGAAGAAUACGCUAUGCUUGCACAUUAAACAUUUUUGUGGCUACAAACAAGAUAGACAUCGGACUACCACUAACCAAGGCUUUGAUUUUUCAUAUGCGAUGAUCAAGAUGGCAUCAAAUACGAGAACAUUAUUAAUCGUAUUAUUUAGCCUUUACACUAUGUGUCGUUGUCAGAAUUCAAGGGAAUAUAUAUCAACAUUCAAAUACGACAACAUUGAGAUUAUGUGUGACAUCAGUGACUCCGCCAACAGAAACAUCAUCUGGAAGUUCGUCGACAACGAUGUAUGGUUGGCAAAAGGCGAGGUCGUCUAUGAAAAUAUAGGAUCAAUGUUCAGUCGUGUAAGCGUCGUCGUCGAUUCGUCGAGCAGCCGUCUUCGUAUCUCUGACAUUCACACGAGCGAUACAGGAAGGUAUCAGUGCGGUUUUGAAACGGAUCAGAGAGAAUUUGAGAUGAUCUUUGAAACCCGCGUUGUGGUCGUUGAUGCAGACACAACACCUUCGUGUCUUAUGAGUAUGUUGCCAAACAUCGGCACUGUUCAAGGAACUGAAGUGGAUAUCAAAUGUGCAUGGCCAAGCUCCUUACCAAUGGGUCAUGCCAUUAUACAUAAGAACGGGAUAGAAAUGAAUCCAGAUGUCACCAUGGAUGAUCACGUAGUCCUAAGGACUAUCCUAAAUGAAGGCGAUCUGUUUACUUGUCAGUUAGUAUCACCGUUAGCGACAGAAAAGAGAGCCUGCACAGUCAUACCUCUCACAGCAUCAGGGCUAAAGGUACGUACUGACCCUUUAGUGGCGUAUGUUGAGGUUGGAGGUGAUGCCCAAUUUAAUUGCACUGCAGAGGCCAAUGAACCUAUAGAGAGUUACCUGUGGAGUUUGAAAGCCGAUGCAGUUUUACGGUUCCUAAGCAAGCCUGAUAGGUUUAGAACAGACGACAAUUCACGUAGGCUAUCGCUUUUCAACUUGGAAAUCAUUGAUGAUAGAUUGUGGGUAAAAUGCUCCGCAGAGGCGCAGGAUGGAACAAGUGUCCUCUCCAUGUCUGCAGUGAAGAUCAUAGUAACGCCUCCGUCUCAUCAAUCAACAACAGCGAUGACACCCAACCAGUCAGCUAUCAUUCCCAUUAGACGGACUACUCUGAAGUUGACCGAAGGAACAACCACGUAUGCAACCCCUGAACUUACCAGUAACUCCACAGAUGUGGCCACACCUGGUUCACGUACAUCCUUGCCCCUCUCUGCACCAUUCAUAGCGUUAAUAGCCUUGGGUGGUUUGAUAGUAUUCCUAGUCAUGAUUGUAAUAAUCGUUGUCUCUAUAAAGAUAUCCCGACAACGCAGCGCUAGCAAAGACGUGGACAGGCAUAAUGUUAAUACCAGGUGGGUGAUGUCGACUCCAGAGAUCACCAUGUCCGAGGACGUUUCUGAACGACCGACCAAAUCGAGGUUCGGCAGGAAGAGUAGAUCCAGCUCCAGGAAAUUCCUCUACUCCAGGAGAAGCUCCAAGAAGAAGAAUCGUUCCAACAGCUCGUCGGCUCAAAAACCUACAGGGGUUGUGCGACAUCUCCCUCCUCAGCCAGUGACACCCGAUCCUCGAGCGAUUUAUCAGAAUAUUCCUCGAAGUGGAUCUUCCAACUCGUUGCACUCUCUCCACUCUGUACAGCAGAAAAUACGAGGAGAAUCCUCACAUAGCUACGAGGUGGUGAAACCAGAACCUCCAGAUGUGAUCGCAUACAAGAAGCCACGUCCCAAGCAGUUGGUGUACCCCAUGGUAGGAGGAGAGGUAGGGUAUGCAUCAGUGGAAAAUCCCGAGGAAGUCCCUUCUUUGAUAUACGCCGAAUUGGACGUCACUGCUAAUAUACAGAUAGCACCCCCAGUGGGUAAAGAUUUCGAUCCGAGUAUCCUCUACGCUAAAGUAAAAAAGUAAAGAUUAAUUUCUGCAACGGAACAUGCAUUUUCAUAAGUAAAAUUUACAUCAUGAAGCUAUUUAUGCUACUGAUAACACACUGACACAUAAACAAGUGAAGAAAGAUGAAGACGUCAUGUAUUCUUUAUCCAUGAGUACAGUGACGCUUAUACUGUUAUAUGGAUAAUGUUGUAGACCCAUUUCAGUAAUAAGCAAUGUGUAUUUCUGUCUGACAUGUCUGAAUAACUCUCACAAUUAAUCGUAAUAUGUCUAGAUUUUGCUGAAUGGUAAUAUAUGUAUAAAUAGCAAACGUUUUAUAUGUAUAUAAAGGAGAGUAUUUAUUUCGAUAUGGAUUGUCAAAAUAUGAUAUACAAUGUAUCGUAUUGUUAAAAUAUGUCAACCAAUGUAUAUUUCUUGACUACACCCUUUUUUCACAUUUGACUUUGAUAUGUUCUGGUCACUUCCAGAGUCAAAUAUUUUUUUUUGGUUGUUUAUUAAAUGACUGAUGUUUAACUCGAUGUUAAACUAAUAACUAAUAUCUAAAGGACAUGACCAGUAUCAAAAGUAGCAAAUUCAGAGGGGCGGUCAAAAUACAAGAUUCACGUGUCCACCAAUUUCACUAUUAUCGUUUAACAUGCUUACUCACUUUCAAUGUGUUUGGUAUUUCACCUUUUCGACUUUUCAACUUUGCGUCGCAAUUUCCUCUGGGAAGUAUUAAUGACAUUGCAAUAUUGGUUUUUGCUGGAGAUUUGCCCUUCAUGACAAAAUUACAUUUGUAAAAUGUCAAAAGUUUAAACAGUUUGUAGAUUGCUGUGUCUAACUACAGCUAUGCGAAGGGAAGUGUCUAAUUCAUUUGCCAUCGCUUUUCUACACAUUAUCAUGUGUAAGCGUUGGAAAUAGAGUCAUUCGAUCUAUUGGAAAACAGGAAUGUUCGGAAGUGAUCAUGACGUAGAGACUAUCAAAAUAUUUCUCGCUAAGUUAAUGUCACAAAAUACGUGAUAUGCAUAAAAUAUGCGGUAUGCAAAUAAAGGAGCUAAUGAAGUAAACAGAACUAAUGUUUACCUCGUUGGUCUCGGAUUGAAAGUAGCGAGCGAAAUAUGACUUUUAUGUAUCUGCUAAAAUGCCUUGUAUAGAUAAUAAUUCACAAUAUUGAUGGUCAUCUGUAUCAUUUAUAAUUUCAUGUAAUAAAAGAGUGUGAGGUAUGUAUCAAUGAUUUGCAUGCCGUUCGACGUGAAAUACGUCGAAAUUACAAAUUUGAAAUAUAGUAUAACAUACUUAUUAUACAUCCGAUUUCAGUGAUAUCUUUAUGAAUUUGCUAGGUUUUUGUUUUAAGCUAUUUAUUAAAAAAGCUUUUUCUUGUGAUCAACUUGUACUAUAGUAUCAUAUUCAGAAAAUAGUAAUGAUGCAUGGUCGUAUCAGUGAAUAAUGAAAGUUUAAAUGUUGUUCAUCUGAUACGAUUUUCACUGAUGGCAGUAGCCAUUAUUUUUGCCAACAAAUAUUGAAUUGGAUUCCUUUUGGGAAAACGUCCAGUAUUUGGUGAGCAAUAUAUUCUUUCCGCCAUUUCAAGAACUGGUACUGAUACAUGUCAUUCGCCUCUAUUUCUAAUAAAGUAAAAUACAAAUCGUAAGUGAAUAUCUCGUUGUUUUAACUUGAAAUCGUAAGACACUCAUAAUUAAGAUUAAAUAUAAAACGUCUUAUGUUUAAUUGUAUUUUCUCACAUAACAAAUCGACCUUCAACAUUACAUGCAUUCAGAAGUGAAUCAUUGUACUAAUUAAUCACAAGGCCUCAAGUUAUGUGAUAAGAUACCCGUAUCCGGUUUGGUUUCUCUGUCAAAAGAAUGGUUAGCAAAAACCGGAUCGAAAAAACAACAAUCUGCUCGGAAAGAAGAUAUUGGUCACUUACAUCCUAGGCAUAAUAAUGUCAUCUUUUCCUGGUAGAGGUUGACAUGUUUUACAGUGGCAAUUGCUGUUUAUGUCUCUUUAUACAAAUAAAUGUUAAUUACUGUUUUGAAUGCAAAAUUGUGUAAAUGUCCGCUGUGACUGUUUGGAAAUAUCAUAAUCCAUUCAAUUAAACGACUAAAUGAGUGAAA
Messenger RNA from Lytechinus pictus (painted urchin), 4444 nucleotides. RefSeq lists its product as uncharacterized. The transcript has a single exon. The record is from RefSeq and is a predicted model, not a curated record. The coding region runs from base 561 to 2375 and encodes 604 amino acids. Lineage: Eukaryota; Metazoa; Echinodermata; Echinoidea; Temnopleuroida; Toxopneustidae.